ACCAACGCCAUCUUUUGAAGCCUUGAGGAAGUAGUUGAAUAUACGUUAUUUUUUUUUCUUGUUGUAAAAAUGUUCAAGAUCACAGCUAUCGUUUCGUUAUUGCUUAUUGCGACUUGGUCGCAGGCAGACUCUAAACGCCAUAAGAAAGAGGCCACAGCAUCAUCUGAUUUCCCAUCAGGCAGCACACUAUGGGCAGCCAGUCUAUCAUGCGACUCCUGCGGCAGUGAGUGCGCGUCUGCAUGCGGCACCAGGCACUUCAGGUCCUGCUGCUUCAACUACCUUCGGAAGAAACGAGGACCUGAUACUGUGAAGUUCUUGGCGCCAAAUCAAGAAAAUAUGAAGGAAACACAACCUCGUUCCAAACUACCAAUGUUUGUCGUCGAAAACAUUCCAGUUCCAGAACAGUGGAUCUCCAACAUGCUGUCCAACGAAAACCAUCCUUACUCAAUAGAAGAUGUGGUCGAAAAUCGAAUGUACGACGCUUAAAUUUAUAAUUCUGUAAACUGCAAUACCGCUUGAAAAUACUUUUGUACAUUUUUCUUGUUGGAUUUGAUUUUUUAUACAAAAAACGCUCUUAUUUCAUUAGUGAUUCGAUAUAUUUCUUUUAAUGACACUGCUCUUUGACAGUGGCAGAUUUUCAUUUUAAAGAGUUUCCACGUAUUCUCCAAAAGAUGGAGUUAUUAUCAAUUAUUUAUUCAAUUUUUAUCAUUUUUA
Messenger RNA from Spodoptera litura, 714 nucleotides. RefSeq lists its product as uncharacterized. NCBI's taxonomy places the organism in Eukaryota, Metazoa, Arthropoda, Insecta, Lepidoptera, Noctuidae. The record is from RefSeq and is a predicted model, not a curated record.